UGUGCGUCAGAGCCAACACGUUUCCCGACUGCGCAGCAUAGCAGUCCAUCCACAAACGUUCAGCAGACUCAGACUUUAUUCUGUUUGUAGGCAACUUUUGUCGCCAUCUACACACCACGCCGUUCCACAGGCUUUUCACCAGAGUGUUCUUCUGUCUGAACAUGGGGAAACGAAGCAGACAACGGCAGAAAGGCCAACCUGGAGGCAGGGAUAAUCGAGAUAACGCCGGCUGGGGAGCAGGCUAUGCUGACAUCGUCAAAGAGAACAAGCUGUUUGAGCACUACUACAAGGAACAAGGUCUGGUUCCUGGCGAGGAGUUUGAACAGUUUAUGGAUGCAAUGAGAGAACCUCUGCCAGCGACAAUCCGCAUCACAGGAUACAAGAGCCAUGCCAAAGAAAUCCUCCACUGUCUAAAAGAAAAGUACUUUAAGGACAUUCAAGAGCUUGAGAUUGAUGGUCAGAAGAUUGAGGCUCCACAGCCUCUGAGCUGGUAUCCUGAUGAGCAGGCCUGGCACACCAACAUGAGCAGGAAGAUCAUAAGGAAGUCUCCCCUCCUGGAGAAGUUCCACCAGUUCCUGGUCAGCGAGACUGAGUCUGGUAACAUCAGCCGACAGGAAGCUGUCAGUAUGAUUCCGCCUCUUCUCCUAAAGAUUGAGUCCCACCACAAGAUUCUGGACAUGUGUGCAGCUCCAGGGUCAAAGACUGCCCAGCUGAUUGAGAUGCUCCAUGCUGACAUGGAUGUGCCUUUUCCAGAGGGUUUCGUUAUUGCCAACGAUGUGGACAAUAAGCGCUGCUACCUGCUUGUGCACCAAGCCAAGCGUCUUAACAGCCCCUGUAUCAUGGUGGUCAACCACGAUGCCUCCUGCAUCCCCAUGCUGCAGAUCGACACAGAUGGCAAGAAGGACAUUCUCUUCUAUGACCGCAUCCUGUGCGACGUUCCCUGCAGCGGUGACGGCACCAUGAGGAAGAACAUAGAUGUGUGGAAGAAGUGGACGACCAGUAACAGCUUGCAUCUCCAUGGGCUCCAGCUGCGUAUUGCAGUGCGUGGUGUAGAACAGCUGGCUGUAGGAGGGAGGAUGGUCUACUCCACCUGUUCACUCAAUCCUAUAGAGGACGAAGCCGUCAUUGCAGCACUGCUGGAGAAGAGUGAAGGAGCAUUGGAGCUGGCUGACAGCUCAGCUGAUCUGCCAGGGCUCAAGUGGAUGCCUGGGGUCACUUCCUGGAAGCUGAUGACCAAAGAGGGGCAGUGGUUCUCAGAUUGGUCUGAGGUUCCAAGCACUCGUCACACACAGAUCCGCCCCACCAUGUUCCCACCAACAGACCCAGAGAAACUUGCUAGCAUGCAUCUGGAGAGAUGUAUAAGGAUUCUGCCACAUCACCAGAACACUGGAGGCUUCUUUGUGGCUGUGCUGCUGAAGAAAGCACCAAUGCCCUGGAACAGAAGAUAUCCCAAGCUGAGGAAAGACGGGCCGUCCAUCUCAGGGACCCAGGCUGGAGGCCCUCCUGCAGCCUCAGCCCCUGCAGAUGCUCCUCAUCUCCCAGAGAGAGCUGUGGGGAAGGAGGGGGAGGCAGAGGGCCCAGAGGAAAAAGUAGAGGAGGAGGUACCCAAAGGAGCUUCCUUAGCCCAGGAGACCACAGCUAAACAAGGAUUGUGUGGUCCUCCGCCCUCUAAGAAGAUGAAGCUGUUUGGUUACAAAGAAGACCCUUUUGUGUUCUUAACAGAGGAGGACCCCGUGUUCACCAGCAUACAAUCUUUCUAUGACAUGUCCCCAGACUUUCCCAAGCUCAACGUUUUGACCCGGACUCAUGAGGGCAAGAAGAGACACCUAUACAUGGUCUCCAAAGAACUCCGCAACGUGCUGCUCAACAACAGCGAGCGCAUGAAGGUCAUUAAUACGGGGGUGAAGGUGUGGUCUCGCAACAGCGACGGGGAGGAGUUCGGCUGUGCCUUCAGGUUGGCUCAGGAGGGUAUUUAUACUCUUCAGCCAUACAUCCGCUCCAGGAUAAUCAGAGUGAGUGUGGAGGACAUCAAAGUGCUGCUGACCCAGGAGAACCCCUAUCUCAACAAACUGGAGGACGAUGCUCACGCUCAAGCCAAGAAAUUGGUUAUGGGGAGCAUCGUGUUGAAGUACAUUCCUAACCCAGAUAAUCCAGCAGAACCCCAGUGUCCUAUCCAGCUGUGUGGCUGGAGGGGAAAGACGUCCAUCCGUGCCUUCGUCCCCCGUAACGAGAGGUUGCAUUACCUCAGGAUGUUGGGCGUGGAGGUCUUCAGGGACAAACAGGGCCUCGGGCAGAAACAGAAGGAGGAAGAAAAGGAGGAGAAAGAAGAUGGAGAGGAUGAGGGGAAAAAGGAUGUACAGGAGGAUGGAGCGUUUGAAAAUGAAGCCGAGCUGGACUUGGAAAACGGUGAUGAAAAUGGAUCAUCACAGCCUAAGAUGGACACUGAAAGCCAGGUAGCUAGUAGCUGAGAAUGAAAGGAUGGUUUCCUGAAGUCCUAUUUGAGCUCCAGGAGCUGUAAGCUGUUCUCAGACCACAUCAUGCCUGUACGGAUGUCUCUUCACCACACUGCCGCUGCAGAAGCAUUUCCUCCCGGAAACAAACUUUCUAGGGUUUUUACAUUUUUGCCACUCUGGGAGGCAGCUUUUAGUUGAAUUGCUUAUUCUUAUUUUAUAAAUGUUUUUUUAGAACCUUAUUUCAUGGACCAGUCGGCAUCAAUAAAUGUGGAUUUAAGUGGAGUAAUCAUGGAGUUGAUUAAAGCAUUUGAAGGUCA
This is a messenger RNA of Cheilinus undulatus (humphead wrasse), 2770 nucleotides long. It is a transcript of the gene nsun2, whose product is annotated as NOP2/Sun RNA methyltransferase 2. Gene Ontology annotation, molecular function: tRNA binding; tRNA (cytidine-N5)-methyltransferase activity. Gene Ontology annotation, biological process: tRNA methylation. The transcript has 19 exons. The record is from RefSeq and is a predicted model, not a curated record. Lineage: Eukaryota; Metazoa; Chordata; Actinopteri; Labriformes; Labridae. The coding region runs from base 162 to 2468 and encodes 768 amino acids. Gene Ontology annotation, cellular component: cytoplasm; nucleus.